AUAAUAAGUGCUAGUUGUCUUUUUUUUUUUUUAAUUAGUGAACUGCCCAUUCUCCCAGCUUUUUCCACAGCACCAUGGGGCUGUGACUCUGUCACCCAGAGGCCCCCACUUCCCUCCUCUCUUCCUUAAACAGAGCUCUGACUUUCUGAUAUUGCAUUUCCUGAGACGUUAGAGGGCACGGCUGAGCCCUGGCUCCUACUUCUGCUCCAGCCGAGAUCUGCCCACCAUGAUCCUGGUGCUGAUCCUGCUGCUGCUGGCCCUCUGGCCUCUGUGUGAUGCAGACGGCACGCCAACUGUCCCCCCAGCCUCAUACCCCAAGCCGCGGCUAGGGGCUCAGCCUGCCGCAAUUGUAACCCCUGGGGUCAACGUGACCUUGAGUUGCCGGGCACCUCAACCUGCCUGGAGGUUUGCACUCUUCAAGUCUGGAAGGAUCAUCCCUGUGCUGUACCGGGGCGUGUCCAUGGAGCUGGCAGAGUUCUUCCUGGAGGAGGUGACCCCAGCCCAGGGGGGCAGUUACCACUGCUGCUACCGGAGGCUAGGCUGGGGUCUGGGUGUCUGGUCCCACCCGAGUGAUACGCUGGAACUGCUUGUGACAGACGAGCUGCCGCGCCCGUCGCUGGUGGCGCUGCCCGGCCCGGUGGUGGCGCCCGGGGCCAACGUGAGCCUGCGCUGCGCGGGCCGCCUGGGGGGCAUGAGCUUCGCGCUGUACCGUGUGGGCGAGGCGGCGCCAGUGCAGUACCGCCGCUCGGCGCAGCCCUGGGCCGACUUCCCGCUGCGCGGCGCCCGCGCGCCGGGCACCUACAGCUGCUACUACCACACGCCGUCCUCCCCGUACGUGCUCUCGCAGCGCAGCGAGCCGCUGGUCAUCAGCGCCGACGGCUCAGGCUCCUUGGACUACACACAGGGCAACCUCGUCCGCCUGGGGCUAGCUGGCCUGGUGCUCCUCUCCCUGGGCACGCUGGUCUUUUUGGACUGGCGCAGCCGGAGUCGCAUCCCAUGUAGUAUUCGGCCCUGAGUCCUGGAGGACUGGAUAUAGACGCCCUGAAGCGUGAGAAGACUUUCCAGAGGUGGCGAGAAGAAGCAGGGAUUCCCGGGGUUGGACCGGCCCUUGCAAGAGCCCACAGUUGGGCUGAGCCCAGCUGCUGAAUAAUAAUCUGCUUCAUACUGUGUGUUCUCCCUCCCUUCUGGGCCAGUACCUCCUAGAUCCGUGGAAGGCUCUACCCGUGGUUAAGGCUUCCCAGUCACAAGGCCUGGGUUCGAUUCCCAGUGCUGCUGCCUCCUCACUGGGAUACUAGGAAGAUGACCUUUGCCAAGUCUUAGUUGCCUGGACUGUAAAAUGGGCUCACUGAUAAUACUCACUUCCUAGGAUUAUUGUAGGAUUAAGUGGGCAACACGCACAAAGCCCUUAAAAGCGACUGGCCCAUAGCAAACGCUCAAUAAAUGUUAGCUAUUGGAUGAGUGUGGUUUCUACUCAAGGCUCAGGGCUGGAAUGAAGUCACAGUCUUUUUUUCCAUGGUGCCAGCUCCAGCUCACCUUGUAAGCAAUUCGCUGCCUCUUCCUUCGUGACAUCAUUCCCGGUCGCCAAGCAAACCUUUUUCAAACCCCUGCUCAGACCUUCCCCAAAGGUGGGCCAAGGUCAGAUCAAGUGGAACUUCUCUAAUUACAGCUUCAUUUGCAUGCACUGCAGACUGGUUUCUUGAGCCGUCAUUAGGAUUAAGAGGCAUCCACUGCCAAGGCAACAGCAAGGGCGGUGUGCACAGACCUUUGACGUGGACAUUAACACAUUGCACCUGGCCUGUUGCCCCGCUGGCUCUUGGCUGCCUUCGAGGUUGUCAAAAUAACAUAAACCGUUCCUCACGCAGCCUGCUUGCUCUCUCCUCUUACCUCUCUGGAAGGCCUGACUACAUUCAAGUUUCUCCUGUAAAAUGGAAUGGAAAAUGGUGGAAUAGAGGGGUGGCCUGAAGCUCCCCCCUAGUCAUACGGGAAGUCAGUGGCGCAUCAGGGAGGCUCCCCCUGACUUUGUGCUUCCACUCAUUUCUGGUUCCUUUGCUUUUCAACCACCCUCUCACUCAUUUCUCGUCAUCCAUCCACCUGCUCAUUGAUUCUCACCCUUCUUUCCUUCCAUCCCUCCGUCCCCUUUGCACUUGCUCUCAUUGGAUUUUCUAUCCUUUCUUUUGCCCUUACCCAUCAUUUAUUCAUUCUUACACCCAUUCCUCCCUUUAUUAAUCAGUUAAUCAGCUUAUUAAUCCAAUCACCUAUUUACUAUACUUAUUCAGUAUCUAUCAACCAACCGAUGCAUUUAAUUCUUUUUUAAAGAUUUUGGGGGGCGCCUGGGUGGCUCAGUCAGUUAAGCCUCCGACUUCGGCUCAAGUCAUGAUAUCAGGGUUCGCUGGUUCGAGCCCUGCAUCAGGCUCUGUGUUGACAGCUCAGAGCCUGGAGCCUGCUUCGGAUUCUGUGUCUCCCUCUCUCUCUGCCCCUGCCCAGCUCACACUCUGUUUCUGCCUCUAAAAAAUGAAUAAAAAAACAUUUAAAAAAUUAAAAAGAUUUUGGGGCACCUGGGGGGCUCAGUUGGUUAAGUGUCCGACUUUGGCUCAGGUCAUGAUCUCACGGUUUGUGGGCUGGUGCCCCGCAUAGGGCUCUGCGCUGACAGUUCAGAGCCUGGAGUCCCUCUCUCUCUCUGCCCCUACCCACUUCGUGCUCUCUCUCUCUCUCUC
Acinonyx jubatus (cheetah) is the source of this 2714-nucleotide messenger RNA. RefSeq names its product osteoclast associated Ig-like receptor (gene OSCAR). Gene Ontology annotation, molecular function: collagen receptor activity. The record is from RefSeq and is a predicted model, not a curated record. The transcript is spliced from 5 exons. The coding region runs from base 227 to 1015 and encodes 262 amino acids. Gene Ontology annotation, cellular component: plasma membrane. Lineage: Eukaryota; Metazoa; Chordata; Mammalia; Carnivora; Felidae.